AUGGAUUCGUCACGCCUGCAAAAAUCCGUCCAAAUUACGGAAACUGAUUUGGUGUCAAAUAUAGGGCAAGAAAAUUAUUACAGGUGCAGUUUCUGCAAGAGAGGAUUCUCCAACGCACAAGCAUUAGGAGGGCACAUGAACAUCCACCGGAGAGACAGAGCUAAACUCCGAUCACAGUUAAUUUCCGACGACGAUCAAAACUUGCUUUCUUUGAAUAUUACAAACGACAAAAUGGAUUCCAGGGCUAAUAAUUCUUCUGCUGCAUAUACCAAAGAAAAGUUGACCAGUUUGACAAGUCAUGAGACGACGAGAAGCCUGCUGUACGAGAGUAAUAUUUCGAUACACCGCCGUUUGCCCGCAGAGGUGCCGCCACCGGAGAGUGGCCGUGAUCAUGAAGAAGCGGCAGCUGGCAGAAGUCUUAUUGACAAGCAUGUAAUAAUAGACCUUGAACUUCGAUUAGGACAACAAAAUCCACAAGAUGGCUAG
Erythranthe guttata (spotted monkey flower) is the source of this 486-nucleotide messenger RNA. The record is from RefSeq and is a predicted model, not a curated record. Lineage: Eukaryota; Viridiplantae; Streptophyta; Magnoliopsida; Lamiales; Phrymaceae.